Molecule: messenger RNA, 3778 nt
Organism: Brienomyrus brachyistius
Lineage: Eukaryota; Metazoa; Chordata; Actinopteri; Osteoglossiformes; Mormyridae
Gene: sgo2
Product: shugoshin 2
Exons: 9
Coding region: 951-3587 (878 amino acids)
Biological process (GO): meiotic chromosome segregation
Cellular component (GO): nucleus; chromosome, centromeric region
Source: RefSeq, a predicted model, not a curated record
GAGAUUCCUAGCGGCAGCCUGUAGUUUACCAGCGUGCGCUAGAGCUGGGCAGUCUAGCUUCGUUAUUCGUAUAAAAUUAUUAUUAUUUUACAUCUGACGGCAGAAAUCUAUGUUCAUAAUUUCGAAGAUUUAUGUAGGCAACCAUUAAGUCAUCUAACAUGUCUUCGUUUUUGUUUUGCCUUUUGGGACUUUUGUUGCUUAAUAGAAGACAGGGGCAGACUGUCGUGAAUUAACUUGAGCUAGCCAAAAUGGCUGGAAAUAGCCAGCAAGGAUACUAGUGAAUUAAAGUAUGAAUCAGGAAAAACAAUGUCCGCAGAACAGUGACUCCCAAAUCGUGAAACGCGUAACGCCUAAGUUAGCUGCCUAAUUUCAAUCGUUUGAUCGAUGAUGGAUUGGAUGUGUAGUAUAAUUGGAAUUAAUAUUCGAAUUUCUUACUUCGAAUGAUGAAUCUAUUAUGUUAUACAAAUUCAAAUGCCUUAACAGGAGUUGCCCAAUACGCAGUUUAAAAAUCCUCCAAACCACGACCUCAAAAUAAGAACAAAGGAACCCGAAACUCAAAGAAAGUGUUAAGGAAUUAAGAAAACAGCUUGAAGUCCUUUAUAACAGAAGGACUUGGAAACGCCGAAUUAAACAGCAAGUGCCAAGCAAAACGAGAAAAAAAAUGAAACGAAAUACUCUCACCAAUCACAAAUAAAAUCAAAUUCAACCUCUUUGUGAUUGGUCACCGGCAGAAUACCGGCCCGCUGAAACGGCGCAAUGGGCGGGGUUUGAAUUUUGAGUUUUACGGCGGUAGAUGAGUGUUUUUGUUUGAAGUGACGUUUUCGGUUUGGUUCGUAGCGGAGUAAAUGUGGUUAGUAUAAGGUGUACAGUUUGCCACAAAGAUACUAGUAAUUCGAGGGGACAUGUAUUAGUUUAAUUUAUUUUGGACCAUAGUAAUUACCAGCAACAUAAUGUCCUCUUCCACCACGUUGGUAAAUCCCCGAGGGCAGUUGGUGCGACAGAGGCUGGCAAGCGCCAAAGUCACCAAGACAAGCUCCUUGAUCUCAUCUAAGAUCAAGACUAAGAUCGCAAAUACCUCUUCCUUUUUUAAGGUAUCUCUUAAGACUAAUAACAAGGCUCUUGCCCUUGCCCUUGAGUCGCAGAAGGAGAAGAGCAGGCACCUCGAGACUGAGACUGUACGCCUGCGGAAAGAGGUGCAAAGCUUGUGCUUUGACCUUGCCCUCCGUCGGCACAAGCAGACUCAAUUGGUUGCAGUACUGAAGGACCUUCAAAGGAAUGCUUUAAACAGCUUGGCUGCUGCUGUAGACAUGCUGUCUCAUGAUGAUGUCUCUGAUCUACAGGAAGUUACAAAUGACCAAUUGCAGGCAGAUUGUGAAGAGACAAACACAAAGCAUGGGAACCCAGCAAGCAAACCUUUCUCAUCAGCUCAGAUUCAAUUUGCUGAAUGUUCAGUACAGCCUGCAAGAGUAAGACGGGUAACAAAUACAGAUAACGUAUGUCAACUCACAGCAGCACUCGGCAUAACCACACAAUCGGAGCCUAUUACUUUGAAAGGAAAUGUAUCUCAAGCAAACAUGGCAGGGACAGAACACUCAGCUCCCAUGACUCAAGCUGCCACUAGGUUACCCAUGGAGUUAAAAAAGUGGUCUAAGACCCCUUCAAACACUCCACAGAAGGUCCAAGAUAUUACUGAUAAUACUCUUAACAUGACCCCUGCAACCAAUCCAGUAAAUUAUGUUUCAGAAGAGCACAGUAGGGGAUUGUUAUCCAGCACAACAGAUGAGACUCCUCUGGAUCCCCCAUACCUAGAGCAGACAACAUUGGUCGAUAAAGAGAUGGAGAUCACCUUUAGUGACAAUGCUGAAAUAGAUGCUGUGGAGACCAAGCCCAAAAAGACCACAAAUCACUCUGUAGCCAAACCAAGAAGAAAGGAAAAGGUUCGGUUAGACAAAUCCUGCUCUCUUGGGAAGGAGAGGGUGCAGGUGAAGAACAGUUCAGCUGACAGAAAAGAUACCCUGAAAGCAGACUGCUCUGCUACUUUGGGAAAAAUUGAGGCACAGGAGCUGAUGGAUCCUGUAAGGCCUCUGCAGUUAUGUGAAGCCAUUGACAAGGCAAAGCAGCUGGAAGAGGAGUGCAGAGUGUCUGAAUCAGAUGUGGCACACAGGAAGACCCAUGUCACCUCUCGUAGAACCAAGCAUCAGAGGAACAGUCGUGAAGUCCAAAAAGAGCCAACUGUAGAUGAAUCCAUUGCAAAUAGACUACAGUUUAGUAGAAUUUCAGUCGCGUCUCAGAACCAUGAUGAUAACAAUGUCUUAUUUUCUCAAAUUGAAGAUGAUUAUUUUAGAGACCCUGAAGUUCAAAACUCUGUAUCUGGAAAUGUAGAAAUUCCCUGGGAUGUGCAGGAUGAUAAAAUGCCUUAUUUAAAAAGCAAACAGACUUUCACUGUCCGCACAUCUUAUUCUCCUGUGAAUAGACGAACCUAUAUAAUAGACAAUUGCGCAAUAGAUUGCCUUGAAACCAAAAGCAAGGACACAGUGUUCCCCCUGAGGAGGGAUGAUGAUUUAGCCUGUGAAGGAUACAAUCCAGAUAUGUCUCUUGUUCUUGAUGCUCCUGUUUCUUUUGGGGGAACUGUCUUAGCGACAGACGCCUCAGAAUCACUGCAGGAUCCUUUCCAAGAGAAUCCACACCUCCAGGCAGCUGGGGAUCUAGAGAACCCCGAUGACUUGAUCAUGAAGCAGAAACCUCCUUGGGAAUGUCCGAACACCUGCUCCUAUAUUGACACUAAAUCAAGGAACAAAAGUAAAGAGAACACAUUCAGAUUUAGGAAGAAAAACACCCAGAAAGAUAAGUUCUCUCUUCCAGUGAAUGAAAAUCUCACUAGCUGUGACCACAGAAAGAUGUCGAGGCAGUGUGAUGUAGAAAAUGUGGCUUCCUACCACCAGUUACAUCCUUCCAGUACUGCAAGAGGUUAUGAGGACGGGCAAGAAAAGAAAAAGGGCAACAAAAUACAAAAUGAAGUCAACAGAAAUACUUAUGUCAUCAACAACUCACAAGUGACAAGAAAGAACGCUGAGUAUGGAGGUACUUGUUCAGCCAAUGGCAUCACUCCUGUUCUGGGAGUCGCAGUGAAAUCUGAGGAAGACUCAGAGAUGCUAUGGGACACCUUAAAAUGGCAGACCAAGGGUGACAGACCUCACUGCAGUGCCAUUGCACCCUCAUCAGUUCCCUGUUCUGAACGGGUCUUAGCAGAAAAUCCAGCUGCUAGUCCUGUUUUGAAAUCAAGGUCUAGUGUGGCAGGUCACACUGAGUCAGCGACAAGAGUAGCAGAUAAAUCCCCAGUUGAAAAUGGGAAAGUUUUGAAGAAUAUAACUAAUACAAACUGGACAGUAGAAGAUGAAUGUCAUCCAAGAAGAAGGCGGGGGAGAACUGUGUCUUACAAGGAACCUCCCAUCAACAGCAAAAUGAGGCGUGGGGAUAAAUUUACUGAUACGCAGUUCUUGAGUUCUCCGAUAUAUAAAGGUAAAAAGAAGAAGAAGCAGCCUGUGAAGAAGGAAAGAGGUGAAGCUUCUCUGGUGGCUGGCCAUUGAUUUGAUUUGGGUAUUUUAUAUGAUAUUCUAGAGUAUAAUUUAUUCGAAUGAACUGUAAAGCAAUGCUUGUGCUUAUGAAGUUUUUGUAUUUUAAUUUCACUUUAAUAAAACUAUGUCAUUACAACAUCUAGCUGUGAUCGACAACCAGGAGAUAAUGACAAAAUAAACUACAUGCUGUUGGCACAAUCAAG